Molecule: messenger RNA, 270 nt
Organism: Fusarium verticillioides 7600
Lineage: Eukaryota; Fungi; Ascomycota; Sordariomycetes; Hypocreales; Nectriaceae
Source: the annotation of a RefSeq genome assembly
AUGAAUUUAACUUUAGUACUUUUUUUAAUAGGAAUCUUAGGGUUUGUAUUUAAUAGAAAAAAUAUAAUAUUAAUGCUUAUUUCUAUAGAAAUAAUGCUAUUAUCUAUAACAUUCUUAAUAUUGGUAAGUUCUGUUAAUAUUGACGAUAUAAUAGGACAAACAUAUGCUAUAUACAUUAUAGUAGUUGCUGGUGCAGAAUCUGCUAUCGGUUUAGCUAUUUUAGUAGCUUUUUAUAGACUAAGAGGAAGUAUUGCAAUAGAAUAUAAAUAA